CACCUCAUUCCGAAAUUUUUCUUGAACUCUUUCCUACUUCCCUUCACAUCCGACCUUGCUUCGCAAUAUCUGCUCUUCCUCACCAACACCGACUCCUCUCAGACACUCAAUCCUCUCACUACCCCAACCGUCAAGAUGGGCUUCUCUGCUGGUGACGCCAAGAAGGGUGCCAACCUCUUCAAGACGCGCUGCGAGCAGUGCCACACCGUUGACGCCAACGGCGGCAACAAGAUCGGCCCCGCGCUCCACGGCCUGUUCGGUCGCAAGACCGGCUCCGUCGAGGGCUACGCCUACACCGACGCCAACAAGCAGAAGGGCAUCACCUGGAACGAGGAGACUCUGUUCGCCUACCUCGAGAACCCCAAGAAGUACAUCCCCGGCACCAAGAUGGCCUUCGGUGGUCUGAAGAAGGAGAAGGACAGGAACGACCUCAUCACCUACCUCAAGGAGGCCACUGCCUAAGUUUUCCGGUUGUUGUAAUCGGGGUUUAGGCGUCCCUUGUACUACCAUUUACUCGAUUUCUUCGCUUAAACAGCCAAACCCUCGACAAAAAGCACGCGGUUGCCGGUUCCGGUUGCGGACACGGUUGCGAGAAGGACGGGGAGUUGGGUCCGUUGUUGCUACUAUGACCUUUUUUGCAUUAGACGGGACGGCUCUUGUACAGCACAAGCAACUAUCUGCUGCCAUUUGUACCAUAGAGGGAGGACGACGACAUGUUCACUAGACGAGACGGGCUUGGGCGAAUGUAGCCUGAUUGAUGAAAGAUUAAUCUCCUACUCUUUAUAGCG
Molecule: messenger RNA, 788 nt
Organism: Thermothelomyces thermophilus ATCC 42464
Lineage: Eukaryota; Fungi; Ascomycota; Sordariomycetes; Sordariales; Chaetomiaceae
Exons: 4
Coding region: 136-462 (108 amino acids)
Biological process (GO): mitochondrial electron transport, cytochrome c to oxygen; mitochondrial electron transport, ubiquinol to cytochrome c
Cellular component (GO): mitochondrial intermembrane space
Molecular function (GO): heme binding; electron transfer activity
Source: RefSeq, a predicted model, not a curated record